Haplochromis burtoni (Burton's mouthbrooder) is the source of this 2407-nucleotide messenger RNA. It is a transcript of the gene nt5dc3, whose product is annotated as 5'-nucleotidase domain containing 3. Gene Ontology annotation, molecular function: 5'-nucleotidase activity. The transcript has 14 exons. Bases 398 to 1960 code for a protein of 520 amino acids. NCBI's taxonomy places the organism in Eukaryota, Metazoa, Chordata, Actinopteri, Cichliformes, Cichlidae. The record is from RefSeq and is a predicted model, not a curated record.
ACUGUUCACAGUGAGGCGGCUCCUCAUUAAUAAUUACAGCCCUGCCCUAAAUACAAAGCUGCUGUUUCUUUAUAACUCUGUCAUGGCUUGUGUUUCCUGCUGACUAACUACAUCUCGCCAUUCCUCUAUAUUAAUAGCUUCUCAGACAGCAGACUCUAAAUGUGGAAAAUAGGUUGUACCUGUAACUUGAUUUAUUUGUGUAUCACUGAUGCUAACAAAUCCCCAAUGUCUACAUUUCGGAACCUUAAAACCUGCAUGUUUUUAUUUAUUGCAUUACUGAUUAAUGAUCUUUUUUAAAGGUCAGAAUUUGUUGGGAAGUUGACAUUGAAGGGUUAAAUCAACACUGUGCUGAUGUUUGACUGAGGUGUUCUUUUACACACCUUUUGUCCACUCCUGAAUGAGAGUAACCUUGGGAGUUGGUGUGAUUAGCACUGUUGCCUCACAGGAAGAAGCUUCCCGGUUUCCUCCACAUGUUUUAGCUUCCUUCCACAUUCCAAAGACAUUCAUGUCAGAUCUGAUCUCCGUUAUAACUGCCAACUCUGUCGACCCAGACACUAUUUUUGCCAACAAUGAGAUGAGCCUGCGAGACAUAGAGAUCUACGGGUUCGACUACGACUACACUCUGGCAUUCUACUCCAGCCAUCUCCACACUCUCAUCUUCAACAUAGCACGGGACAUCCUCGUCACUAACCACCGGUAUCCAGAGGGCCUGCGAAAGUACGAAUACAUUCCAAGUUUUGCUGUAAGAGGACUUCACUAUGACGUCCAAAAGGCAUUACUGAUGAAGAUAGAUGCUUUUCACUAUAUCCAGUUGGGAACUGUAUACAGAGGUCUUCAUCCAGUUCCUGACGAAGAAGUAAUUGCCAUGUAUGAAGGCUGCCAUGUUCCUCUGGAGAUCAUGAGUGACUUCUAUGGCAAGAGUUCACAUGGCCAUACGAUGAAACAGUUCAUGGACAUAUUCUCCCUGCCUGAGAUGACCCUUCUGUCGUGUGUCAACGACUUCUUCAUGAGGCACAACAUCGACUAUGAGCCAGUCCAUCUCUACAAAGAUGUAAAGGAAGCUAUUAGGGAUGUUCAUGUCAAGGGCAUAAUGUACCGAGCUGUGGAGGCGGAUAUUGAGAAGUACAUUUGCUAUGGUGAGCAAAGCCACGCUGUGCUGAAGAAGCUGUCAGCGCAAGGAAAAAAGAUGUUCCUCAUUACCAAUAGCCCUUUUGACUUUGUGGAUCGAGGAAUGAACUUCAUCGUAGGAAAAGACUGGAGGGACUUGUUUGAUGUUGUCAUUGUUCAAGCUGAUAAACCUAGUUUCUUUAAUGACAGGAGGAAACCUUUCAGGCGAGUGACAGACAAAGGUGUGCUGCUGUGGGACAGAAUUCACAGGCUGGAAAAAGGGCAGAUCUAUAAACAGGGAAACCUUUAUGAAUUCCUCAGGCUGACCGGCUGGAGAGGAUCCAAAGUACUCUACUUUGGAGAUCACAUCUACAGCGACUUGGCAGAUCUAACACUGAAACAUGGCUGGAGGACGGGUGCCAUCAUUCCUGAGCUGAGGAAGGAGAUUAAGAUCAUGAAUACACCAGAGUACGUCCACAUGAUGACCUGGUUACAGUCACUGACUGGACUUAUUGAACAGAUGCAGGUGCACAGGGAUCCAACGUCUCGAGCUGUGGUCGAGGAGUGGAUCAAAGAAAGAGAAGCCAUGAAGCCUCAGACCAAGGACAUCUUCAAUGCUCAGUUUGGAAGUCUCUUUCGAACAUACCACAACCCCACUUACUUCUCACGCCGACUCUCGCGCUUCGCUGACAUCUACAUGGCCUCCAUCAGCUGCCUGCUCAACUACGACUUCCAGCACACCUUUUUCCCUCGCCGUACUCCUCUGCAGCACGAAGCCUCCUACUGGCCCGAGCACGGUUCUGCCGGUUUAGGUGCCUCCUCUCCAGCUCCACAGGACCAAAGCAGAGUGUGAUUAGCAACAGAAAACCACCGUAAAAAGCAAAACGCAGAGGCUGAAUGAUCUCAAUCAUUCGUUCAUUUAUUUAAUUUUAUUUUCUUCAGCAUGCCACAUUUUGAAGUGAGCUCCAAUGGUGACAGUUGAUGUAAACUGUUUAUAAAAUUUGUGCUUUAAAUUAGUAAUUUAUGUCCUUGUAAAACAACAAGUCUUAAGAUGAGUAGUUUGUGUUUGACAGAAUUGUUUAAUUAAAUGAAUAGAUGAUUUUAUGCAGUACAAACAACAGGGGGCAGUCACGCACCGUUUUUGUUUUCUCCUAUUUCGAGCUGUGAAUUGCACACAAAUCAUCUAUGCCUUUUAUGUCCUUUGCAUCUGUGGGUGUAAUGGAUAUUUACAGUUACAUUACAGACUGCGUUGCCUUAAUCCCUUUGUUUACGUUACAGCAGUAUUUUUUUUUUUGCAACA